Molecule: messenger RNA, 1025 nt
Organism: Aspergillus homomorphus CBS 101889
Lineage: Eukaryota; Fungi; Ascomycota; Eurotiomycetes; Eurotiales; Aspergillaceae
Exons: 1
Coding region: 299-850 (183 amino acids)
Source: RefSeq, a predicted model, not a curated record
UCUGAGUGAUCGCUCUGCCGGUGCAAAAGUAGACGGAUGGUUCGUCUCGGAGAUGGAAGAUCGAACCGGGCAGCGACGGUAAAGAAUCAACACCUGUUUCGGCUUCGGUUGGCUCGAUUCUCUGUUCUCGCCCUUUGAAUGACUCGGUCCGGCCCUCUCCAUGCCCCUCCUUCCUCCCUUCCUCUUUCUUUUUAUUCUAGAUUGUGCCCAAGCAAAAUGACGAUGACAAUGAUGUUGUUGUUGUUUUGAUUGUGGAUUGAGUGGAGAUGGAGAGAGAGGGGCAAAGGGGAGAAGAAACAUGACAGACAAGCUUGUCAAAAGCCGGCAUGUGAAACAAUGCGCGCACGCAACACAAACCAAACAGGAGUCGAGAAAAUCAAAAUCACAAUAUCAACAUACUACACAGCUGUGUUCUAGAAAAUUACCACAGAAGGAAAAAAGGUCUUGGAACGAAACAAGAAAAAAAAAAAAAAGCAAGGUCAAGAGCAGCUUCCACUCACCAUGCGCAAAUAAAAUCCUCAAGAUGCAAGUACGUAGGAGAUCCAGCAGUAAGCAAGGGGUUGAAAGGCACCACAACGCGCGUUCAAAGGUCAAUAUGACCAACGGUGCAGAUGCAAAGAGGAUUAAAUCGCUCAGCCCUGACCGAGGGAAUUUGAUAGAUCGCAGAGCUUAUGUCGGUUGCAGAAUGCAGAAAGGCAGCAGAAGUCCCGUUGUCGUCUCAUACAGGGGAACAGAACGCGUGAAGGGUUCCAAUAUCGUUCCAAGAGAAGCUCCCCAAAGAAAAAAGGGUUCUUUGCCAGACGAGUGCUAUCGCAUGCCAAUUAACAAGAACUACUCUGGAGAAUGGUGAAUUUGUGAUUGCAAACUCGUUAGAAGCGCCCUCGAACGGGGGCCUCGAGCAGCCUUUUGUAUGGAUCGCGGCCCUGUUUCAUCCUACAGCAAAGCUCUGAUCCAAACCAUCCCACCAGUUUUGGCUGAAGCGGUUAGAAGAGGGAGUGACAAGCGGGUUCGUAUGGAGGUGUGCU